Messenger RNA from Penaeus monodon (black tiger shrimp), 4337 nucleotides. RefSeq names its product mucin-2-like. The record is from RefSeq and is a predicted model, not a curated record. NCBI's taxonomy places the organism in Eukaryota, Metazoa, Arthropoda, Malacostraca, Decapoda, Penaeidae. Bases 166 to 4185 code for a protein of 1339 amino acids. The transcript has 3 exons.
AAGACUCGGCGGGGGACGGACAGGUUACCCGAGGUGUCCGCGCGAUUCAGCUCUCUCAAGACCUGUGUUUGCGAGUCAUAACAAGAAGGGACAUUGUCUGUGGGGCUGAAGAGAGUGUAUCAUGUGCUAGAUCUUUCGUGCUGUGAAGAUAUCGAAACUUCUGCAAUGAAGCUGUUGGUGAUAGCUGUGUUGGUGACUGCAUGUGCAGGUCGGCCCGAUGACCUGUCAUGGGACUUCAGUGAAUGGCAGCCAAUCCUUGCCCCAUGCCCGUCAUGCCGCCAGGGCCGUGUCCUUCAGGCUGCUCCCGUUAUACCCAUAAAGUUACCGAAAUCCACGAAGACAGGAGCGGUGAAAGCUUCCCUGGUUCCCCUUCCACAGAGCUCCCCGGCACCAACUUUCCCUCCUGCACGCACUUCCCCUGCUCCGACGUCCAAGCACCAGGGAGGCCGCGUGCAGCUGGUCUAUCUCCCCGAAGGAUCUAUACAGCAGCUGAGUUCAGCAAACGCGGCCCGCAUCAUACCAACAUCCCGAGCCCCUCAAAGAGCAGAAUCCCUAGAAGUUGUUCCUCCUCCUCCCGCUCCUCAAGCCAUCCAGAGCAUUGAGUUUUCAGAUAAGCAGAAGCGUGAUCACGAAGGCAGAAUUGUGCAAGGAGGAGUAAACAAUGCUUUGCCUAUGUCCUUGGUAACUGCCCAGGGGAAGGAGGGAGAUGCAUUAGAGAAGUUGCGUCUCCUGGAGACAGCUUUGUCUACUUCAUCCCAAGAGGCCAACGCAAACCAACAGGAUGGACGUUUACCAAGAGUGUUUAUUGCUCCUUCCCAUGUCCCACCUCCUCCUGGCUAUGUAAAGAUUCCUCUAGUUCCCCAAGGAGGCUCAGGUGCACAAGACCCAAGAGGUGCUGCUCCUCUUCCUCCUACCUUCCUCACUCCCGAUAACCGCAGUCCACCUCCAGGAUUUGUUAAGUUUGACCUUCCUCCUGGUGUAAACCAGCUGUCACAGGAUAUCCCUGUGGUCGUACCAAAUUCUCAGAUCGGGCCAAACUUCCAGCCUGGACGCCCUGUCCCCUCGCCCUUCCCUGGCCUUACCCGACCUGAUGCCUCCAUAAACUUCCAGGCACAAGGAGAACGUGAUGCCAAAGUUCUUGGAACACCCCAAAGCAGGCCACCAAUCCAGACCAUUCCACAGGGAGAAGCAAAGCCGAUCUUCCCAACGACCACUCCCAGACCGAGUCCACUGCCCACCACUAGACCUCCAUUCCAGGCCAAACCUACAGCCCCGCAGCCACAGCCAUUCCCUCCUCGCCAGCCAUUACCUUUCCCCCAGCAGUUCCCCCCAAAUCCUAAUCAGCCACGUCCUUUCAACUCUGUACCAGGCCAACCAUCCUUUACUGGAUUCCCUGGACAGCCAUUCCCUCAAACAAGCCAACUCUUCCCUCAAUCUGGUCAGCCAUUCAUUCAACCAGGUCAACCAAUCUCACGUCCUGGCCAGUUUCCCCCUCGCCCUAAUCAACCUUUCCCACAAGCUGGUCAGCCAUUCCCACUGGCUGGGCAACCAUUUAGACAACCAGUACAGCCCUUCCCCCAGGCUGGCCAACCUUUCCCACGCCCUGGGCAGCCUUUCCCACAACCUGGUCAACCUUUCCCACAACCUGGUCAACCUUUCCCACAACCUGGGCAACCAGUCAUUCAGCCAGGACAACCGAUUCUUCCACAACAUUCAAACCAGAACCAAACUAUCUUUAGAGAACAACCCAUCAGGCCUGAUUUCCCUACAAUCAAUGGCUUUCAACCAAACUUCCCGGCCAUUUUCCCACCAAAUCCCUUCCAGCCUCGGAUACCCCAACAGCCUUCUCCACGGCCGCCAACACAGCCGUCGCCUCGACCAGCACAAAACACCCCACGACCACCUGUCCGUCCAGAAAGACCCAGUCCAUCACCUUUCCCUACUACGACCACGGAAGCUCCUACAACAUUCCGUCAAACCACACCUAAAUCUGUUUUAGGGACGACUCCCCGGCCCCAGCUAGUAUCUCAGACAUCAUCAAGACCUUUCCCUGAUCCUUUCCGUUCGCCGAGACCAACACCAUCUUCGUCCCCUCGACCUACACCAAGGCCAGUUGUAACCACUCCAAGACCAACACUAAUCACGUCACCAACAACUCCAUCCUCUCCCUCCACGCCCUUCUCUCUGUCUUCAUCAAGACCCUUUGAUAUCACACCAGCUCCUCAGCUGACCCCUAGGCCAUUACCUUCAGUGCCCGAAUCUUCCCCAAGACCUUUCGAUUCCUCCCCAAGACCUUUUGUUUCCUCUCUAGGAUCUUUUGAUUCCUCCCCACGACCUUUUGAUUCCUCCCCAAGACCUUUUGAUUCCUCCCCAAGACCUUUUGAUUCCUCCCCAAGACCUUUUGAUUCCUCCCCAGGACCUUUUGAUUCCUCCCCAAGACCUUUUGAUUCCUCUCCAGGACCUUUUGAGUCCUCCCCAAGACCUCUUGAUCCCUCCCCAAGACCUUUUAAUUCAUUCUCAAGACCUCCUCCUCCAGGACCUUUCUCACCUUUCACCACGAGGCCUCUCCCUUCCCCGUCGCCUUUCCUCCCUGCAGCAUCAUUUCCACGAAUUCCAGGUUUCCAAGAGCCUGAGUCACCCCAAAUUCCUUCGCUCCUUCGACCGCAAAGUCCUCCAACCCCAUUCUUUUCGACAUCCCCCAACCCAGAGAGCCAAUUCUCCCAAGGAACUCCAGCACCUGAAAUUUUGCCCCAAAAUUCACUUUUCCAAGAAGCACAAGUUCCUGAAGCUGAAGGAUUCCAAGAAUCUUCAACUCCAAGCAUCCCAUCUUUCCAGAGCACUCCAGCUCCAAGAAUACCAUUAUUCCAAGGGACUUCUACACCUAACUUCCCAUCCUUCCAGUCAACAGGAGCACCUCAGAUUCCAUCCUUCCAGGCUACAGGGGCACCCCAGAAUCCAUCUUUCCAGACAACAAGUGCAGCUCAGCUUCCAUCCUUCCAAGGCACUCCAGCUCCUAGAAUCCCAUCUUUCCAAGGAACAGCAACACCUGAAAUCCCAGCUUUCCAGACAACUGGAGCACCUCAAAGAACAACAGUCCAGGAAAGACCUAGGAGACCUAAAUUCCCAUCCUUCCAGAGACCAAGGAUUACAACUGCUUCCCCUGUAGAAGAUCUGACAACCAUCCCAGAUGAAAAUGAAUUUUUGACACCAGCACCCACAACUUUCACAACCCCAACGCCACCAACUACAACCACUAUCAAGGUUACUACAUUCAAACCCAGAUUUAACUUUAAUGUUGGCAGUAGACGGCCAUUCAUUAGAAGGAAGCCUCGACCAACUCCUGUAAAUGACGAAAAGAAGGACAAUGAGGAGAAAAAGGCUGAUGGUCUCAAGAAAACUGAAACUGCCACUCUUUUCCCACCUUUCUCAGUCGCCCGCACUCUUAACCCACUUCGAAAAGAAGAAGAAAAUGCUGGAGAUAGUUCCUCUGCUGGUCAAGGAAUCACAGUUCCACCAUCAGGAGUUUUCGGAAGACGUCUUCGUCCCCGCACAAGGAAACCCUCUACUCAGUCUGAGGGAGAUUCUGACUCACCAGUCAGCACACCAGCCUUAAGAAACCAUGAUAGCCCUAGUGCAAGAACCCGCCAGUUGCCAGCAUGGUUGAAGUCUCGACGUCGUCUGCGUGGACGCUUCCGCAGCACCACAACAACUGAGCCUUCAGCACAGGAUAAUGAUUACAUUGAUGAUACUCCAGUUGACGUACUAGACGAUAAUGGAUUUAGUGGAGCCGAGUCGACAUUAGUGGUUUUCAGCCGUCCACCUCAAAAUGAGGUUGGAGAACAUUUUAUUCCUGAAGAUGCAGUCAAAACUCUUGCAGAAGAAGCUGAAGCUCUCAAGAAUGAGGAGGUUGAAGAAGCUUUAAUAGCUGCUGAGGAGGCUGUUCUAAGUUACGCAGAGGAAGUUGAUGCAGAGUCUAAUCGUGAAGACGCCAUACACAACCUUGAAGAAAACGCGAAAAUAACAGAGACUGACGGUGAGGAACCACUGCCAGAACCAGAAGCAGAACCUCAUGAACCACAAGCAUCAUACGAGGACUACAAUGCUGAGACGACGGAUGUGGCUCCCGAACCGGAACCCGAACCAGAGCACCAAACAGAGCGAAUCACAGAACUACGACUACUAUGAAUACGACCACUACGCUGAUGUGGACUACACGGAAGGAGUGGACCAGCGUUUCAGCGGCAGCAACGCGCAUGUGAUCUUCGCUGUGCCCGUCACUGAGUACAUUCCAGAAGACACAACACAGAUAAACCUGGAUGAGGAAGCCACAGAAGAGG